This is a messenger RNA of Eurypyga helias (sunbittern), 1260 nucleotides long. RefSeq names its product keratin, type I cytoskeletal 19. NCBI's taxonomy places the organism in Eukaryota, Metazoa, Chordata, Aves, Eurypygiformes, Eurypygidae. Gene Ontology annotation, molecular function: structural molecule activity. Bases 1 to 1260 code for a protein of 419 amino acids. The record is from RefSeq and is a predicted model, not a curated record. The transcript has 8 exons.
AUGGCCAGUUACAGCUUCAGGCAAGUCACCUCUUCUGUGGCAGGGGGACCUGGAGGCUCCUCCAUCCGUUUUGGUGGAGGUUCCUUUAGGGCUCCGAGCAUCCAUGGGGGAUCUGGUGGCAGAGGUGUGUCCGUCUCCUCUGCUAGGUUUGUCUCUUCUGGCCUAGGAAGUGAGCUGGGUGGUGGAUAUAGAAGUGGUUUUAGCAGCAGCUUUAGUGGUGGUUAUGGUGGUGGUUUGGGUAGCGGUGAUGGCCUCCUCUCUGGAAACGAAAAGGCAACCAUGCAAAGCCUGAAUGAACGCCUCGCGUCUUACCUGGACAAAGUGCGUGCACUGGAAGAGGCAAACUCUGAUCUCGAAACUAAAAUCCGAGCCUGGUACCAAAAACAAGGACCAAGCCCAGCGCGGGACUACAGUCCUUACUACAAGACUAUUGAGGAUCUUCGGGACAAGAUCCUUGAUGCCACUAUCGACAACUCAAAGAUUGUCCUGCAGAUCGACAAUGCCAGGCUGGCUGCUGACGACUUCAGAACCAAGUUUGAGACGGAGCAGGCUCUUCGCAUGAGCGUGGAGGCCGACAUCAACGGCCUGCGCAAGGUCCUGGAUGAGCUGACCCUGGCUAGAACUGACCUGGAGCUGCAGAUUGAAAACUUAAAUGAGGAGCUGGCUUAUCUCAAGAAAAACCACGAGGAGGAAAAGAGUGCCCUGGGAGGGCAAUUAGCUGGCCAGGUCAGUGUUGAACUGGACUCUGCUCCAGGCAUUGACCUGUCCAAGAUCCUGGCUGACAUGAGAGACCAGUAUGAACACAUGGCUGAGAAGAACAGGAAGGAUGCUGAGGCCUGGUUCCACAGCAAGACUGAAGAGCUGAACCAUGAAGUAGCUGUCAAUACUGAACAACUGCAGAGCAGCAAGUCUGAAGUCACCGACCUGCGACGCAGCCUCCAAGGGCUGGAAAUAGAACUUCAGUCCCAGCUCAGCAUGAAAGCGGCGCUGGAAAGCACGCUGGCAGACGUGGAAGCGCGGUACGGCGCCCAGCUGGCACAGACCCAGGGCCUCAUUGGCAGCAUCGAGGCGCAGCUGGUUGAGCUCCGAGCCGACAUGGAGCGGCAGAACAGCGAGUACAAGAUCCUCAUGGAUAUCAAGACUCGACUGGAGCAAGAGAUCAACACUUACCGACAACUCCUGGAAGGCCAGGAGUCCCAGAUGUUUGGCUCCCUCGCUGGAACUGCUGACAGAAGAGACAAGCUGGCAGAUGGAAAAUAG